This is a messenger RNA of Striga hermonthica, 462 nucleotides long. The record is from the annotation of a GenBank genome assembly. NCBI's taxonomy places the organism in Eukaryota, Viridiplantae, Streptophyta, Magnoliopsida, Lamiales, Orobanchaceae.
AUGAGAAAAUCACUUUCCUCAGCCAAAAAACUCCACCAAUUUGCUCGCUUCAUCAAUUCCCCCAGCCGCCCUGUAUCCAAAUCUCGAUCCUCAUCCUCGGCCGAAUCCGCCAGGUGGAGACCCGAGUCCCACCAGGUGAGGCUGACCACGCGGACGAUGGAGGCGGCGGAGAGCUCGGAGGGUCUGCGGCGGACGCCGCUGGCGGAAGUGGUGGCAGACUGUGUCCAGCGGUGGUUCCAGGACACGCUCAAGGAGGCCAGAAACGGCGACACGGGCAUGCAGGUGCUUGUGGGCCAGAUGUACCACAGCGGAUAUGGAGUAGCUAGAGAUGUCCAAAGGGGAAAAGCAUGGAUUAGCAGGGCUGCAAAGAGUCGGUCGUCUGUGUGGAAAGUAGGCGAUAAGCAUCCAGGUUAUAAUGCUAGUGAUUCAGAUUCUGAUGAUGCAAAGGAAGCUGCCAAAUAG